AUGUCCCGUUGGUCGCAGUGGAAGUCCAAGCUCCAUGUUGAUAAGCGGGGGAAGGACCGUUCCCGCAGCCCUGUGGCCGAUUCCAUCCUCGACAGCUUUCCAUCUGGCAUCAAAGUCUUAGUUGACCCUCCAGAUGCGACGACUGACAUAGUAUUUGUACAUGGUAUCACUGGUGACCGAGAACGAACAUGGACGAGCCCCACCAAUGCGGUUUGUUGGCCUCGUGAUCUCCUACCAGAAUCCCAUCCGGAAGCCAGAAUUCUGACAUUCGGUUAUGAUGCCUACGUCGUGGGAAAGUCUGAUAAUAUCGCCAAGCUUGAUAUUUCUCAUCAUGCAAAUGACCUACUCAACGCCCUAGCCAACGAGAGACAAAAGCCGACGACAAUCACGCGGCCUAUUAUCUUCGUGGCUCACAGCCUUGGUGGCCUCUUGUGUAAAGAUGCAAUUCGGAAAUCCGAGAUUAGUGGAGAUAGGCAUCUUCGGGAAAUAGCGAGUUGUACUCGGGGGAUUGCGUUCAUUGGCACGCCGCAUGGAGGGAGCUGGCUCGCAACUUGGGCCAAACUUCCCGCCACCAUGCUGGGUUUCGUGAAAAGGACCGACCUCUCACUCUUAUCGCUCUUGCAGUCAAAUUCGGAGGUGUUAUCUCGAAUCCAUGAUGAUUUCCUCUCCUUGCUACGGCGGCGUGCAUCGGAAAACACAUCAAUCGAAGUUGCUUGUUUCUACGAGACUUUGCCAAUGGUCGGAGGAAGCCAAAUCGUGGACCAGUCCUCUGCAACCAUUCCUGGCUUCAAUAACAUAUCUAUCCACGCCGAUCACAGAGAUAUCGCGCGCUUCUCAUCAGCUCAGAGUCCAGCCUACAAGAGCAUCUUGGGUGUUCUUGAGCGAUGGUCUGAGCUCACGGCGCCAGUUGAAACAGAACUGGGCCUUACUCACGAAGCUAAAAGUUUUCUGGAAACUCUAGCAUUUUCGGAGAUGGGUGUUCGGCAAGCCAUCAUUGAACCUGCCGAGUCUGGCACAUGUCUCUGGAUACUGAAGCACCCUGACUACAAAGCCUGGAUCAAUCGCCAGGAUAUGGAUAAGUCGCACGGGCUCCUCUGGAUCAAAGGAAAACCAGGGUCGGGCAAGAGUACGUUAUUGAAACACAUUGCAUUGGCAAAUCCAAGAACCAAGGAUGUUGUGCGGCUUACAUUCUUCUUCAAUGCACGAGGAUCCGAGGAGGAACGUAAUGCGCAGGGGUUGUUCAAAACAUUUCUCCACCAAUUAGUCUACGAAUCCCCGGCCAUGCAGCGUCGACUUCUGAGACGUUUCCGGAAGAAAAAGACCGAGACAGGGACAAGAGAGAUCGUUUGGACUCGUGCAGAGUUGCGCGAGAUGUUCUUCGAUGCUCUUCAAGUCUCCUCUAAGACUUCGAUUGAGAUUUUUGUGGAUGCACUGGAUGAAUGCAGAGAAGAAGAAGUGCACACCAUUGUCUCUGCUUUUGAGAAAUGCGCCGCCGACCAUAUUGAUAAGGGUUCUCACAAUCUGAAGAUAUGCUGGUCUAGUCGGCACUAUCCCCAUAUCAGCAUUGAUCAUGGAUUCGAACUGAGAGUCGAAGCCAUGAAUGUUGAAGACAUUGAGUUAUAUGUCUACCGCCAUCUUGGACGGUCCGAGCGGGGGAAGAUAUUAGCUCCUCUCGCAUCCGAGGUAGUCUCAAAGUCUCAAGGCGUCUUCUUAUGGAGUGUGCUUGUUGUGAACAAGAUCUCAAGACUGGCUGACAGGGGUUUCCCACUCACAAAGAUCCAGAAAGUCCUUCAUGACCUACCCACUGAGCUGAGCAAACUUUAUGCCGAGAUAAUAUCAACGCUCGACCCCGAUUUGGCAGAGGAUGCUGCAAAUCUUCUGUAUCUGACACUAUAUGCAAAAAGAUCACUUAAUACCGAUGAACUUCGUUUGGGAAUCGAGUUCAUGAGACGCGAUUAUCCACAUUCGUUGGAAAAAUUUGCCUCUCUGGAUGAGCAAGUAUCCUAUUUUCGACUAUUCAUCACUGAGUGCUCCGGUGGCCUUCUCGAGGUCGUGGAUUCUGGAAUUUCUGCUGGUCGACCUGGUACCGAUCUAGAAGAAUUUUGGGGUGUGAGUGAUGGUAUGCAUCACCUGCCUUCUUCAGUAUUGCAGCAAGCACGGAAGAAUCAAGAGGCAGAGCUUGAACGUCAAUACCUCAAGUCAGGCAGCAACCGGCCAAGGACCUCCAAUCUCGAGACAAAGUGGAUCGUUCAAGUGAUACACGAGACUGUACGCGACUUUGUAAGCCAGGGUGACCUUCCUGGACAUCUAUCACACCUUCCUAUGGAUGCUUCAUUCGGGAAUUUCCGUUUGUAUCAGAUGUGCAGCCGCAUCUUGGCCAGCGAUGAGGUGAGCUGUUAUCUCCCCGAAGAUAAAUGUCAAGCUCUGUUUUAUAGUCCCCCGGAUCUUGUGAAAUUGGCUUCAAAAUGGAUUGGGACAUCGAUUGUGGAAUAUGUGAUGGAGAAUAUCUUCUUCCACUUGAAAACUUCGAAUGUCUACAGCCAAAUUGGGCAAAAUAGUGCAACCUGGGGUUUAUUGACUCCCGAAAUGCAGCAUGAUGCCCUCCUAGAAUCUAUCGCGGGUGUUGUUUGUCGAUGGUCAUGUAUUUGGACACAUGAGGACCAAAACCUACCACGGAGUCAGUCUUUAGACACAGAUGCUAUCGUCAAGAUCAUAGAUGAUGAUCUAAAGCCUAUCUUGAGCGCUCUGGAUAUACGACUGGAAGACUUCGGGGAUCACGUUCGCGAAGGUCAUAUUUGUCUCUUGACGCUCUACCGCAAAUCCAUCGACCUGAAGGGCCAAGCCUUGCUUGGGGCGCUUUCCGCAGUUGCAUAUCUUGGGGUGGAGCAUGAAAGGGAAUCUCUGGCAGAGCAAAUAACUUUAGAGGCUGACAAGGACAUCUCAAAUUUCGCUUUCCUUGUUAAGGCUGCAAUCGACGUUGGGAAUUUUGAAGUGUUGGAGAUGUUACUCCCAAAAGCUACUUCUGUAGACUUUUUCAUCCUAAACUCGCACCAAACCCCACUCAUAUAUGCGGUGCAGCAAGAGAAAGGACACAGCGUCAAACUUCUUCUCCAGUACGGCGCAGACCCGAAUCUUUGCAGAACAGGAGAGGAUGCACCCCUUCACUACGCUGCCUCGCUGGGAAGAACGGAUAUUCUGGGUCAACUAUUGAAUAGUGGUGCAGAUAUCCGGGCCAGGAAUGACCGAUGGCAGACUGCAUACGACCUCGCGGUGCGCUACGGGCACAAAGACGCUAGUAGAAGACUAGAAAGGGCCAGGUUCGAGGCGCUGCAGCCGCCUCCAGGAUUGAAAGUUGAGUCACGCACCAUUAGCUGUGACGAGCGUGAAAGUCAGGGCUCUGAGUCGCUUCCACGAAUGAUCGGCGGAUUUGAUUUUGGGUUCCCGGAUUCUGGAGAUGCCUUUCGCGAAGUCACCCUUCUAAAUGCUCGCUUGAGAUCUCCUGUGGUACCAGAAAGUAGCCCUGUCGAAUCCGGCACAACUCGCGACGAACCAGCUGAAAUGAUGGUACUGAAACAGCCACGGGGUUCUCUCACAAUUGGAACUGAAAAAUUGUACGACUCGACGACAAUUGUCGAAGACUGA
This is a messenger RNA of Exophiala bonariae, 3642 nucleotides long. RefSeq lists its product as uncharacterized. Bases 1 to 3642 code for a protein of 1213 amino acids. Gene Ontology annotation, molecular function: protein binding. The record is from RefSeq and is a predicted model, not a curated record. The transcript has a single exon. Lineage: Eukaryota; Fungi; Ascomycota; Eurotiomycetes; Chaetothyriales; Herpotrichiellaceae.